AUGAAGUCACCCACGGCGUGGCCCCUUCUGACGGCGGCGGCCGCCCUAUUUCAUGGUGUCUCGGUUUCGGCCCUGAGCGCCGCGGAGUGGCGGUCCCAGACCAUCUACCAGGUCAUGACGGACCGGUUUGCGCGGACGGACGGGUCAACGACGGCGCCUUGCAGCACCGCCGAGGCUACCUACUGCGGUGGUACGUGGAAGGGCAUCGCCCAGAAGCUCGACUACAUCCAGGGUCUUGGUGCAACGGCCGUGUGGAUUUCCCCAUUUGUCAAGAAUGUCAUGGGAAAUUCCCGCGACGGUGAUUCGUACCACGGCUACUGGGCCCAGGACAUAUGGGAACUCAACCCACUCUUUGGCACUGCCGAGGACCUCGUCGCCCUUGCCGACGCCCUGCACGCCCGUGGCAUGUACCUCAUGGCCGAUGUAGUCACAAACCACAUGGCCUGGCACGGGUCUAGGGACUCGGUCGACUACUCCAUCUACCGCCCCUUCUCCAAUGCCUCCCUCUACCACCGUCCCCCGUGUGUUAUCGACUACGCAAUCCAGGAAACGGUCGAAAAGUGCUGGCAGGGUAGCAACGACGUCGCACUACCGGACCUGCGCACCGAAGACCCGCGUGUGCGGCAGGUCUUCAACGCGUGGAUCAAGCGCGUCGUACGCAAGUACAAGUUCGACGGUCUGCGUCUCGACAGCGCCAAGCACGUCGAGAAGGAAUUCUGGCCGCCCUUUGAGGCCUCGGCGGGGGUGUUCGCGAUGGGCGAGGUCCUCCAUGGCGACCCGGUCUAUGUCGUCCCCUACCAGGACGUCAUGAGCGGCCUCCUGAACUAUCCGGUCUACUACUGGGUCACCCAAGCCUUCCAAUCGACGCAGGGGAGCAUAUGGAACCUCUCCAACGGCAUUAAGCAGCUCGUUGAGGCCGCCCGCGACUUGACGCUCUACGGCGGCUUCCUCGAGAAUCACGACCAACCGCGCUUCCUGAGUCACACCGGCGAUCGCACCCUUCUCAAGAACGCGCUGACCUUCACCCUGCUCAUGGAUGGCAUCCCCAUCAUCUACCAGGGUCUGGAGCAGGGAUACACCGGCGCCGAUGUCCCCCACAACCGCGAGGCCCUGUGGCUGUCUGGCUACGACACGCAGUCGGAGCUGUAUCGAUGGGUGUCUAAGUUCGUGGCGCUGCGGUCCAAGAUGGCGGCGCUCGACGGCGGUUACCUCUACUACAAGUCGCUGCCGGUCUUCACCGACCCUCACGUCAUCGCAAUGCGCAAAGGGUUCGACGACAACCAGGUCGUGAGCGUCUACUCCAAUGUCGGGAGCAACCGCACAUUCAACGUGCAACUCAGUCGGGACCAAACUGGGUUCCAGCCGUGCAAGUUGAUCCUCGAGGUCGUCAAGUGUCGUCCGUACGUGACGGAUGGAAGCGGCACGCUUAAGGCGGAGAGCGGGAGCGGGGAGCCGCUCGUUUUUGUUCCGGCCGAGAGGGUAAUGGGGACCGGUAUCUGUACCGGUGGCAUAGGCAAGCCUCCUCCUCCUCCCCCUCCCUCCUCUGCCCGUCGCAAGCCCUCUCCUACCACGAGUGCUGCCCAAUAUUCCACAACCCGCCUCGCUUUUGAGAGUACCGAUUUUAACGUAGAUUUUAUAGGACGAUUUAAUAACAUCACUUCGUCGCCUUGCCUGAAAGUCCCUGCAGUAACCGUGCGUGUCAACGUGUCAACAAUUUUGGAGAACAAACAGGGAACGACGUACUAG
Colletotrichum higginsianum IMI 349063 is the source of this 1746-nucleotide messenger RNA. RefSeq names its product alpha amylase. The transcript is spliced from 2 exons. Gene Ontology annotation, biological process: carbohydrate catabolic process. Gene Ontology annotation, molecular function: calcium ion binding; alpha-amylase activity. The coding region runs from base 1 to 1746 and encodes 581 amino acids. The record is from RefSeq and is a predicted model, not a curated record. Lineage: Eukaryota; Fungi; Ascomycota; Sordariomycetes; Glomerellales; Glomerellaceae.